AUGAACUCUCUGACAUCUAACACACAAGACAAGCAAGAAAACGGAUUCUUGUCUCCAUCAGAACCAAACACCAGAAGAACCCUGAGACGACCAGCAUCUCGCUCCCACCGCUUAUCUCAAGGAUACGACAUGCAGGCCGGAUACCCAGAACAAUUGUCAGGCUAUGAAAUCAUUGAAAGCAGUCAAGAAAGACAAGACGGUGAAGAUAAAGGUAAUUAUAUCCAUAUGUAA
This is a messenger RNA of Phycomyces blakesleeanus NRRL 1555(-), 231 nucleotides long. RefSeq lists its product as hypothetical. The transcript has 2 exons. The record is from RefSeq and is a predicted model, not a curated record. Bases 1 to 231 code for a protein of 76 amino acids. NCBI's taxonomy places the organism in Eukaryota, Fungi, Mucoromycota, Mucoromycetes, Mucorales, Phycomycetaceae.